Molecule: messenger RNA, 974 nt
Organism: Prunus persica (peach)
Lineage: Eukaryota; Viridiplantae; Streptophyta; Magnoliopsida; Rosales; Rosaceae
Exons: 2
Coding region: 245-625 (126 amino acids)
Cellular component (GO): nucleolus
Source: RefSeq, a predicted model, not a curated record
UUAGUCCAUGCGGUGGUUGGGUUGUAUUUAUUUGGGCCUUAAAUAAUCAGCAUGUGACAUGCACGUGGUAGAACCCUUGACUUGAAGGGAUUUGGGAUUUAGGGAUUUUGGGCAUCAAACCAGCCAAGAAACUUGAGAGAGAGAGGAAAAGGAAAAUUGGAAACAGGGAGUGAGCGAGGGAGGAUAGUGACUCAUAAAUAACUCAGAAGAAGAAGAGGGCAAAUCAAAGAUUACAAAGGAAGGGAUGUCAGAUCCGUUCGAGAGAGUGAAAGCAGGCAGGCUGACCUUCAAAGAUGGAAGUGUGGCCACUCGCAGCAAAGCCAUCGACAAGAAGAAGAACAAGAAGAAGAAGAAGAAGCAGCAGCAGCUUAAUCCUAACGACGAUGGCCCUAACCCUACUGGGCCCACCGACCUUGAGGUAGUGCCUGAGGACGCAGGCGCAGAAGCAGCAGCCGGAGGACCUGAGACUUACACCAUUGACGCGGCGAAGCGCAUGAAGUACGAUCAACUCUUCCCCGUCGAGGCCAAGAAGUUCGGUUACGAUCCCAAAUCUGUCGCACACAAGUCCAUCGAGGACGCUCUUGACGACCGUGUCAAGAAGAAAGCCGACCGCUACUGUAAAUAGAUAUCAAUUUCACACAUAUCGGUUUCCUGUUCUUCUUCUGCUUCCCCAAUUCCCAGGAACGGCAUGGUGGAGUUGCUGAGUUUGCAGGAAUUCUUAUUUAGAGACUGCCAUUGCAUAAUUGACCAAACGUACUCAGUUCUGUACUUUUAAUUCAGAGAUUGCUCCAUGCUUACUGUACCCUUGAAUAUGUUCUAUUAGUGGGCGUCGCUGCAUCGUGUGGUUGCUCUGAAUCUUGUUGUUUGUUUUUACCAUACCUUGUCAUAUUAGUUAGGCAUGAAUGGAUUCAUUUAUAAUUUUGUACUCGCACUGCCACUUAGUCUAACAAGCUGUUAAAUUUUGGCUCUUGAUC